Messenger RNA from Vigna unguiculata (cowpea), 441 nucleotides. RefSeq names its product S-protein homolog 5-like. The record is from RefSeq and is a predicted model, not a curated record. Lineage: Eukaryota; Viridiplantae; Streptophyta; Magnoliopsida; Fabales; Fabaceae.
AUGGCUACCUGUGAUCCUGCUACAUCCACAAACUCUACCACAGAGACAUUAUCAGAAGAACCGAAACAGCCUCUGUUUGGAUUUUACUGGUACACCGUACAUAUGGUUAUAGUGAACAAUCUUGGUGGUGACAACUUACCUCUCACUGUUCAUUGCAAAUCCAAAAACGAUGAUCUGCAGGCUCAUGUGAUAGACUAUAAGAGAAGUUUUAGGUGGCACUUUCGUCCUAAUUUUUGGGGAACAACGUUGUUCUUCUGUCACUUUUCAUGGAGUGGGGGAGAAGGGACCUAUGAUAUCUAUAAGACUAAGAGGGAUUCUCGUAGGUGCACACGUCACUGUGAUUGGUAUGUCACCCAACAAGGUGUAGAAGGCUACACAGAAGAUGAUAUGUUUUUGGGGCCACGUAGGAAAGACAUAGUCUUCAAGUGGAAAAAUCAAUGA